AGAAGCGUACGCACGGCUCACUCUGCACACGCACACAAAUAUGUCCUGUGUUUUGGUGUAAAAUUAAUGUUGGUCGGCAGGGGGUAACAUAUGUCAUUUCAAAUAUUCCAACUAUCAGACACCUUUUAUGGGGGGGGGGGGGUUAAGCUGUAGAAGGAGUAGUAAUAGUAGCAGAUCACCACUAUUUCGUUGAAACCAGAGACAACUGCAUUGGACGUUUUUGUGUGAUCUACAGCAAAAUGCAAAAGGAGAUUACCGGCGUAGAUUUUUCUUUAUACGUGAGUUCCAAUCCAAGCAGCAAGAAACACUCCAGCAGUCAUAAUCUAAAGUCCAGACAAGCCCAAGAAGAACAAGAUGGAAUCAACUUUGUUGCUCAAGAUAAAAUCUGGAGAGAAUAUGUAUUCGGAGAAAAUCAUUUGGUGAAGGAAUGGGAAAAGAAUUGGGGAUUUUUAGCGAAAUUUGAUUCCAAGGGAAUGUUAAAAACUGAAAAGGAGUUACCAGACAAGCUCAAUAUGUUUUCAAACACUUUACCAAAUACCAGCUCAGGUUCUUAUGGAGCUAAAUUAGAAAGUCCAGUAGGACGUCAAAUUCUGAAUCUAGAAUUUAAGUUUUAUGGAAAUCUUCGAAGGAAACGAACAGAAGAUCUACUGUGUUGUUAGAAUAAUUUCGGAGAACAACAGAACAUAAAAUAAUUAAAGUACACAAACACACACACACCACCGACAUACAUGUACAAACACACAAAAGUUGCCAGACAUGCAUGUACGUACCCCCACAUUCUUACAUUAUAUAUAUGUAUGUGUGUGUGUUAAUUUUUCUUUUUUCCACGGAAUGUUAAAAAAGUGAAAAGGAGUUACCAGACAAGCUCUGCGUGUGUGUAGUGUAAUGUAUAGAUAUAUGUAAAUAUGAAUGGUGAACUUUGUUGAGAAAAUGAGAAGUGCUCAAUACGUGUCGUAGAGAAAAAGAUGGCUUAUUGAAUCUCAUUUUCUAUCUGAAUAUAAUAUAAAUUUAUCUGAAAUUAUACACACACACACACACACACACACACACACACACACACACACACACACACACACACACACACACACACACACACAUAUAUCUAUAUGCUUUCGGUGCGAAUGUUUUUUUUAUAAGGGCGCCGUUUUUACAAUCCUGUAAAUAAUAAUGGUGUUAUUAUAUAAGCUUAAAGCUUUUGGCGAACAACGUGCAAUGACCAAGGAAAAUAGUCUAAUAAAGAGGCAUAUAAGCCUUCGACAGAAAAAAGUAGGCUUUCCUAUCCUUGUUAACGUGACUAAAUGUGCUACGGCGUCUUUGUUAACGCGACUAAAUGUGUUACCUUUACACCAGCGAAUCAGCCUCCCUUGAGGGAUGACCAUUAAGUGGACAUCCAUUAUGCUAGAUGUAGACCCAUAUGGUCUGACCACUAAGAAAAGAUUGUUCAGAAGAAAAUUCAGCAAACGCCAGAACGAAAGCGAGCAAGACAAAUGAAAAGAUACAAAAUAUAAAAUAUUUUGUUUCUUUUCAUUUGUCUUGCUCGCUUACGUUUGACUGAAUUUUUCUUGAAAACAAUCUUUUCUUAGUGGUCAUACCAUAUGGGGUCUACAUCUAGCAUAAUGGAUGUCCACUUAGUGGUCAUCCCUCUUAUAUGUAUGUAAUAUAAUUUUUCUGAAUCUUCAGAUUUUUCAAUAUGCUAGGCCAAUGGUUUUAAAUUGAUAUUAAUCAAAUUAAUAUUCAAUUUUUCACCCUUAUUAUUUAAAUUAAUAUAUAUAUA
This is a messenger RNA of Octopus bimaculoides (California two-spot octopus), 1774 nucleotides long. Its product is annotated as ciliary microtubule inner protein 5. Lineage: Eukaryota; Metazoa; Mollusca; Cephalopoda; Octopoda; Octopodidae. The record is from RefSeq and is a predicted model, not a curated record.